UGAUAUACAGCUCCUACUUUUUCUGAUUUGAGCCAACUAACCAAAAUCCGCUGAAAAUAGUAGACAAACAACACAUCAAGUUGGAAGAAUUCGGCCAACAUUUGUUCCUUUUCGUUUACGUUUCCAUCGACGGUGCAUUUUAGGUGCGAUAGUAGCUGGUGGUCCACCCCUGAGUCAGCGAUAAAGAACGCCUAUAUUGGUACAGUUGCAGUACAUAUAGGGAAAAAGGAUACGGCGAUUGUUUUUUAUUUGUUGCGUUUGAGAAGAGUCUUUUUGCAAUUGCGGAAAAUACGAAUCAACCGGAGGUGACACACAAUGGCCGCAGAGAUUAAACCUGCCCCGCGGAAUGCAAACGAUCGCUUCAGUACAACGAAAAAGCCGGAAUUGCUCAAUAAACUCGAGGGCUGCAAUGAUGACGUGAACGCAGCGCUGCUCAUUCCAGGAGAGGAAGGUGUUAUCAGCGUUUGCGAUGACAAAACCAUCAGAGUGUGGCUACGCCGCGACUCGGGUCAAUAUUGGCCGUCCAUCUGUCAGUACAUGCCAUCGGGGUGCACGUCUCUGUUCUACACACCGGAAACCAGAACGCUCUUCAUCGGCCAGGAAAAUGGAACCAUUUCACAGUUCACCCUGUCAGACGACUGCAACCGACUAACGCCGAUUCGGGAGUAUUUGGCACACCAGGCUCGUAUCACCAAUGUCAUCUUUGCCAAACACACCGGCUGGAUUCUGUCGGCUGGGCGGGACAAGUUUUUCGCCUACCACAGCACCGAAACCGGGGAACGUCUCGGUUGUUACACGUUCGAGGCCAUAUGUACAGCCAUGCAAUACGAUUCCCUUUCCAAGUAUGCAUUCGUAGGUGACUACAGUGGUCAAAUUACCAUGUUGAAGCUCAGUGCAACCGGAGCAUCCGUCAUCACGACCAUGAAAGGACACGCUGGAUCGGUUCGUGCAUUGUACUGGGCGGAAGGCCCCCAGCUUCUGUUCAGCGGAUCUUACGAUCAAACCGUCAUCGUUUGGGAUGUGGGUGGCAAACGUGGCACUACCUAUGAGCUACAUGGACACAACAACAAAGUUUCGGCCCUGACCUACGCCAGCAAUACGCAGCAGCUGAUAUCGGCCGGCGAGGACUCGGUGAUCGUGUUCUGGGAGAUGAACGCCAUGCGGAAGGUGGCUCCGGAGUGGGUAGAAUCGGACACUUGCCAGCUGUGUACGCGGGCGUUCUUCUGGAACCUGCGGGCGAUGAUCGACCAGAAGCAGAUCGGAAUUCGUCAGCACCACUGCCGUUACUGUGGCAAGGCUGUGUGCGACAAGUGCUCCAACUUUCGGAUCAACAUUCCUAUUAUGGGAUUUGAGUUUGACGUGCGCGUAUGCGAGCAGUGCUUCCAGCGGUUGAAGAGCGAAGAGCGACCGUCGUUGGCAACAUUCCACGAUGCCAAGCACAGCAUCGUCGCGAUGGAUUUGGACGAACCGAGGAAAAGACUGCUCACCGUUGGACAGGACCGCAUCAUCAAAAUCUGGGACCUUUCCUCAAUUUGGCCUUAGAACCCGCGCUCGUCAAAAAAACACACCGACUCAGAUUGAUUUGUCCUUGGCAAGCAGCUUUGCACGUAUAUAGCCCCGCCCCCACGUUACCCGUUCUAAUAUUGAUCACAAAUCGGAUUACUUUUUCGAAAAACAAUAGAAAACGUUACAGGAGCAUUGUUUUGCUGAAACUCACAGAUGCAAUCCUUCAGAUUGGCGCUUGGCUUGAAUUCCGUUUAAAAUUAACAGUGAGUGAAAAUAACAGUCGGUAAAGUCGUUUCACUAGAACAAAAUAACUGACCUUUUGUAUUGAAACUUAAUGGAACUAGAAGAAGUUAAAACAUAGAAAACGAAAUGCAAAAUAGUUAU
This is a messenger RNA of Aedes aegypti (yellow fever mosquito), 1890 nucleotides long. RefSeq names its product WD repeat and FYVE domain-containing protein 2 (gene Wdfy2). The transcript is spliced from 6 exons. NCBI's taxonomy places the organism in Eukaryota, Metazoa, Arthropoda, Insecta, Diptera, Culicidae. Gene Ontology annotation, molecular function: metal ion binding; protein binding. The record is from RefSeq and is a predicted model, not a curated record. The coding region runs from base 316 to 1542 and encodes 408 amino acids.